UGAUUGCAAUAAAGGACCUAUUAACGCACUUAAACAUUGAACGUUAAUUUCAGUUCACACGAUGUUGAGAGCCUGACCGUACCGUACUCAACUGUACUUCCGGAACUAAUUAGCUGGGAUCCGUUUCCUCAAGCGACUUAAUUUUCUGAAGGGAGCGUUUAUUUCGUUGCCUUGGUAAUUUGGUGCCUUGGAAGCGAUUACCGAAAAUCAGACAAACCGAUACGUUAGCUUGAUAGCUAGCUAAGUAGAUUUAGAAUGGACGUGAAAGAGCGAAGUAAGUAACUUGACAAAUUGUAAAUCAUAAAAAUAAAGUCGGAUGGCAAUGAUUGCUAUCUAUUGCUGAGCUUGUUAGCCUUUAGUGUGGUAACUUGUUUGCAUGCUAAUUUAAUGUUAGCUUCCAUUAGGCUAGCUAGCUAAUGUGUUGACAUGUUAUCUCAUUGAGAUCCUUUGUAAUUUCUAAUUCUUUGCCAUAUCUAAUGUUAUUGUGCAAUGCCUUAUUUUUUAGAUCUGCUGGGUGAUGGAGAGAACAUCGUUGAAAUGAUGGACUUAGAGGAAGAGAAUUUUGCUGUUUCAAACUCAUCAGAUGCUGAUGCUGCCUUUGAUGCUGUCAUUGGGAGUAUUGAAGACAUCAUCAUGGAGGACGACUUCCAGCACCUGCAACAGAGCUUCAUGGAGAAACACUAUCUGGAGUUUGAUGACUCAGAGGAGAACAAACUCACCUACAUACCCAUCUUCAACGAAUAUAUUGAGAAACUUGAGAAACGCCUCGAGCAGCAGCUGAUGGAGAGGAUUCCCUGUUUCAACAUGAGCACAUUUAACCAUUUACUCAAGCAGCACAAAGAUGAGGUGUCAGGAGACAUCUUCGACAUGUUGCUUACUUUUACAGAUUUUAUGGCCUUCAAGGAAAUGUUAAUUGACUACAGAGCAGAGAGGGAGGGCCGAGGGCUGGACCUCAGUGAUGGCCUAGUCGUGAGGUCUCUCAGCUCUGCAACCUCUAAACCCAUCACCUCCAGAACAACAGAACUGAAAUAACUAAUUAAGAAUCAUCCCCAAACUUACAAACAUACACAUUCAUGUCAAAUAAUGUAGUGUUGCUGGUGACAGAACAUAAGUGUUCAUGUCUUGCCCAUGCUCACCUUUUGUAUUUGAACUGUUGCAGGUUUGCAAUGGGAAUGGUAUCAGUAUAUUUUACGUCUAGCCAUUCUCUGGUGAAGAUGGACACUUUUGUCCUCAUGGCACAAGGUUUUUUUAUUGAAUUUGUGAACUUAAUUACUUUGAGUUUUGUCUGAUUUUUACAUCCGUACACAUGUCUGAAGUUUCUAAAAACAAACAGUAUUUUUAUUACGUCAUGCACUCAGUGAAUGUCACCGGUUUGUGCAUAUUUGCUUAUGUCCCAUUGUCUGUAAAUAAGGGUUUCAAAUAAAGAC
This is a messenger RNA of Salvelinus namaycush (lake trout), 1427 nucleotides long. RefSeq names its product ADP-ribosylation factor-like protein 2-binding protein. The transcript has 6 exons. Gene Ontology annotation, biological process: positive regulation of tyrosine phosphorylation of STAT protein; maintenance of protein location in nucleus. The coding region runs from base 490 to 1032 and encodes 180 amino acids. The record is from RefSeq and is a predicted model, not a curated record. Gene Ontology annotation, cellular component: mitochondrial intermembrane space. NCBI's taxonomy places the organism in Eukaryota, Metazoa, Chordata, Actinopteri, Salmoniformes, Salmonidae.